Messenger RNA from Mesorhabditis belari, 1026 nucleotides. The record is from the annotation of a GenBank genome assembly. NCBI's taxonomy places the organism in Eukaryota, Metazoa, Nematoda, Chromadorea, Rhabditida, Rhabditidae.
AUGAAUGAAGGUGAGAAGAUCGACUUGUCAAAAGGGAAAGUGAUUGGGAAUGGCGGCUUUGGGAUGGUUCAUCUUUUUGAGCAAAAUAACCCACCUUACGUGGUGAAGGUGAUACCUUGUGUUGAUGAGAAACGAGUACGGUAUUACGAACAGGAAUGGGCAGCAAUGACAAGCCUCAAACAUACAAACAUCGUUCGAGCAUUUCGAACGGCUGCACUUCCCCACGAUAAUCAUCCAAUGUUCGCUAUUGUCAUGGAAUAUUGUCUAUAUGGGUCUCUGGAAAAAAUUGUUUUUGGCUCAAGAUGGGUUUACACAAUGAGAACGGUCACUUGUUGGGCCGAACAAAUAUUUGGAGCUCUGGAAUAUCUCCAUGGAACACACGGAAUUCAUCGAGAUAUCAAACCACAAAACAUCUUGGUGAGCGAAGAUUUCACGUUGAAACUCGGGGACUUUGGUUGUGUGAAGGAGACACGGUUCAGCCAAACGACUGGGACACUGAUUGGCACGGAACGAUACAUGAAUCCGUUGGAAAAUGGCAAAAAGAUUUCCCAUAAAAACGAUGUUUAUUCGAUGGGACUGGUGAUGUGGGAGAUGAUUGAAAGGAGAAGAGUCUGGAGUACAAUCGAGCAAUACCGAGCAACUAAUGGAGGAUUUAACUUAGAAGUAUUCUCCAAUGAUGUUAAGAAGAAAAAAUUGAAAAAUGUUCAACCACCUCCUCUGUGUGGCUCGGAAAUCAAGAAGAUCGUGGAGGAAUGCACGCGUUUUAAGCAGAGCAGCCGACCGACGGCUAGCGAUGUUUAUCAGCAAUUGCGUGCGUUGAAUGAGAUGGCCUCGCCCCAUUUCUUUGCCCCGAAGCCUGUUGAUAAUCAAAGCGUCUGUAUUCGACCGAUCGGGUUCAACGAUGGAAUCGACAAAGUCGCAAUAGAUGAACAUGAGGGUUUGACUCCACCACCCAUUUCCACGUUCAGCGUCUACCCACAGCAAGCUGAAGUUGUGCCAAUGCUAGAAGAACCUUUGCUCUGUUAU